CUUUUAGAGCACUGAGUGCUGUUAGCCCCACGUUGUGGUGUCGCUCACGGCACUGAGAGCCUGUGGUACCCACUGGAGGCACGGGAGAUUUAGGAGGCACAUGGAGUGGGCUGGAUUGUUUGCACAAAACUGACGUGUUCCUGAAAUGUCCCUCGGGUUUGACACCUGGAAUCUCCCUCCCUUGGAUUUUGGGAUGACCAAGCCCAGCAGCUUUUCCAGAGCUUCUCCAGGCAUUGGCUGGGAAGAGCAAUCAAGUGUGGAAUAUGGACUGGAUUGGUUCCUUAGAUUUUUAAGGAGAAUCCUCCACCCUUUGGUCAAGGAGAUGCUGCUGCUGCUGCAUCCUGGACUCCCGCCCGGUGCCGGGUUUGUGCGGAGUUUUGGUGGUGCCCGUGAAUCCAGAGCAAAUGUUCCCACGUGCGUUUUCACCCGAGGGAUUGCUGGGUGUCCCAGAGAAGCCACCCCUCCAUGCUGUGGCAAGCAGCCACUGGGCGUCACCUCCACCUGGAGAGAAGAGAAAUCUCUGGGAAAAAGUGUGUUUGAGGGAGUGCAAGGAGCCGCCUGGGAAAUGUCUGUGCUGCUUGGCUGGAUGAAACAGGAAAAGCCCAUGGAAGAAAUAGAAAAUGUCAUUUUUGAUGAGACAAACUGCUGUCUGACCCCAGUGGACAAGUGCCUCCUCCAGAGCACUUUCCAGGAGCUAUUCUCUCCCCAGUUUGGUAUUUCCAAAUGUCUCCUGCUUGUGCCACAGGAGCACCACCAAUGCUCAGCUGGGGAGCUGGAGGAGAACCUGGAGUGA
This is a messenger RNA of Camarhynchus parvulus, 793 nucleotides long. RefSeq lists its product as uncharacterized. The coding region runs from base 146 to 793 and encodes 215 amino acids. The record is from RefSeq and is a predicted model, not a curated record. The transcript has 7 exons. Lineage: Eukaryota; Metazoa; Chordata; Aves; Passeriformes; Thraupidae.